GGCCCACGGCGGCAAAGGCGGCGGGCGAGGCAGGGGGCGAACUCGUGCGCACCACGCAGACCGGCGCAGCUCCUUCCCGUGGAUCAACCAGCAGAUCAUAGGGGCCUCGGAGCUCGGCUUGCAGCAGCUCCUGAGCACCACCGCGGCCCAUCUGAAGCAGAUGAACCUGGUGAACCUGUCGACGGCGAUCCAUCGGCUGGCCAAGAUUACGGCGAACGAUCCCAGGGCGCAGGCGGUGCUCAGGCAGCACCCCGCGCUGGAGGAGCUGCAGGCCGCCAUCGCGUCUGCGCUGGAGGUGCUGGAGCCGGGCGAGGUGCAGCCCCAGUCGCUGAGCAACGUCGUGUGGUCCCUGGCCACGAUGCGGCUGCUGAACUGGUCUCUGCUCCAGGUAGUGGCUGCGCUGGCCAUGACGAACAUCUCCUUGUUCAAGCCGUUCGAGCUGUCGACCAUGCUCUGGGCAUUCGCCAAGUUAGUCUCAACGGACCACGGCGAGCCAGGCAGCAACGUGAAGCCAUUUUUCCAUGUUGCCGCAAACCACAUCACGAAGCACGUGCAAGAUUUUGGCUUCCGCUGUCUUGCGACAACUGCCUGGGCGUUCGCAACCGCACGGCAGCGUCACGCGCGCUUCUUCCGCAGCAUCGCCGCGCAGAUGAUACCAAUGGUACACGCGGCGAACUGCCAGGAGAUGGCGAACACGGCGUGGGCGUUCGGCACCACCGAUUUCCACGACGACCAGCUCUUCACGGCGCUGGCCGAGCGGGCGCUGAUGCAGCUCCACGACUUCAAGCCGCAGGAGCUCUCCAACCUGCUGUGGGGGUUUGCCACAAACGGCUUCUUCCACGAGGGCCUCUUCGCCAGCUCUGGGCUCGCGGCCCAGCGCAUGAACCUGCAGGCGCAGCAUCUGGCGAAUAUCCUCUGGGCCUUCGCCAGGGUGCAGCCGCGGCACCACGCGACUCAGGCGACGACGCUCUCGCUGCUGCCGCUCUGCAUAUCGCAGCUGGAGAGCUUCAAGCCCCAGGAGACGGGGACCUGA
Messenger RNA from Prorocentrum cordatum, 1033 nucleotides. The record is from the annotation of a GenBank genome assembly. NCBI's taxonomy places the organism in Eukaryota, Dinophyceae, Prorocentrales, Prorocentraceae.